AUGAGACUUGGACGUCUGCUAUAUUGGGCCUGCACCGCUGUUGCACUCCCUUUCAAUAUCAAUCUUAAUGUCAACACGAACGUGAACCUCAAUAUUGACGGCGAUGAAAUGCCAUUGGGCGUUCAGACGCAGGAAUUGGGACUGUUUCCGCUCCACAAAAAACUCGUGCAAACAGAGAGUCUGAGUUUCCAUGAACAGGAAGUCUCUGACUUCUUGGUGGACUAUCUUCAGACUCUUGGUUUGACCGUUGAGACCAUCAAUUCUAACGGAAGAAACAAUAUUUACGCUUACUUCGGAACUACCAGAGAUAAUACCGUGCUUCUUACCAGUCAUAUCGACACUGUUCCUCCGUAUAUCGGUUACUAUGACGACGGCGAGCGUAUUUACGGACGUGGAUCUUGUGAUGCAAAGGCUUCGGUUGCCGCACAAAUCACAGCGUUUUCGGAACUCUUCCAAGAACAGCUUAUUCAUGAAGGAGAUGUUGCUCUCCUGUUUGUUGUUGGCGAGGAAACUGGCGGAGACGGAAUGCAAGCGGUCGACGAGAGCAUCAAGGCCAGCUGGAAACAUGUCGUCUUUGGUGAACCAACCGAGAACAAGCUUGCUAUCGGCCACAAGGGUGUUUACUACUUUAAACUUAAAGUUCAUGGCGUGUCUUCCCAUUCUGGAUAUCCAGAACUCGGCCAGGACGCAAACAACCUGCUCAUCAAGUUGAUGUACCAACUCUCCACCACCAACUGGCCGCGCGAUGAUCUGCUGGGCGUGACAAACGUCAACAUCGGCCUUAUUAAUGGAGGAACCGCAGCCAACGUGAUCUCGCCUAUUGCAGAAUGCGAGGUUCUUAUGCGUUUGAGCGUCAACGCUGACCAGGUUGAGAAAAUUGUGGACGAUAUUAUCACGAACUAUCAGAACGUCGACAUCACUGUGGUUCAAAAAGCAGACCCUACGUAUCUGGAUUACGAUGUGCCGGGAUUCGAUACCAUGCUUGCCUCCUAUUUCACCGACAUUCCUAACCUGACCCAAAACGGAUUCAAGCGGUAUUUGUACGGCCCAGGUUCGAUUCUAGUCGCCCACGGAGACAAUGAAUACGUCACUUACGAAAGUCUAAAGGAGGCCGUCAAUGGUUACAAACGGCUCGUUACCUAUGGACUUAAUUGA
Ogataea philodendri is the source of this 1155-nucleotide messenger RNA. RefSeq lists its product as uncharacterized. The record is from RefSeq and is a predicted model, not a curated record. Bases 1 to 1155 code for a protein of 384 amino acids. Gene Ontology annotation, molecular function: hydrolase activity. The transcript has a single exon. Lineage: Eukaryota; Fungi; Ascomycota; Pichiomycetes; Pichiales; Pichiaceae.